UGGAUAGGUAGAAAAUCUUUCGCAGGUGUUUCCUUUGAAAGCUCCUGGGAUUUAUACUUAAAUUGGUUUCUACGAUUUAUUUUCAGACCAGCCCAUAGUGGCUUAACUUAAAAUGUUUGAGAUUUUACGAAUCCGUGCGUAAUUUACUUGGAAAACCUCUCCUGUCGCCUACCUGAGAUUGAAGCAAAGUGAAAGUCAAACUAUGCCUUCAGUUGAAACUCCACCAGGUGUUUUCCGAAUUUCUAUUCGGGGUUUUCUCGUCUUUUUCACUCUUAGCGUCUGUUUGGUUGCUGGACAGACACCAAAAUAUUUACUGCAGGGGCAAACGGUCAGCUUUGUUACUGACAUCAGAGAACCACCUAAUGAAAUAUUGUGGAAGCAUGAUGGAAAUAAAGUAGUGGAGUUUGAUGGCAGCGAGCAGAAAGCCUUUGGGUCAUAUGAACACCGAGUCACUCUUGACUGGCAUUCUGCAGAUCUAACCAUAAGCAACCUCAGAUAUGAAGACAGUGGACUGUAUGAGCUGGAGACUUACAUUAACAACAAACUGGACCGCAAACAGUAUCAACUGGAAGUCAUUGAUAAAGUGGCCAAGCCUGAAAUAUCCUGCAAAAUAAUAAAUGCAACCAGUCCUGAUAAAUCUGGGAGCAAGGCCACUUUGACAUGCUCUUCAAAAUCCCAUGAUCCUCAGUCUUUAUUGACAUUUCAGUGGAGCUCUGCAACAAACUCACACCAUGUACCAGAGAUAAUAAUAUCCCUCGGAGAUGUUAAUGAUGAUCACAUCUACAAUUGUACUGUAAGCAACCCACUUUCUAAAGAAUCUGCAGUGUUUCAGGCAAAGGACUGCUACCCUGCCUCCUGCAGCCCUGAUAGAAGCAUCUAUCUCAAUCUGCCAAUCCUGAUUGGCCGGUGGAAGUGCCCGUCAUACGCCACGCCCCGUAGCUCCGACUACUAA
Cyprinodon variegatus (sheepshead minnow) is the source of this 952-nucleotide messenger RNA. RefSeq names its product signaling lymphocytic activation molecule family member 1 (gene slamf1). The coding region runs from base 203 to 952 and encodes 249 amino acids. The transcript has 4 exons. Lineage: Eukaryota; Metazoa; Chordata; Actinopteri; Cyprinodontiformes; Cyprinodontidae. The record is from RefSeq and is a predicted model, not a curated record.